Molecule: messenger RNA, 7140 nt
Organism: Etheostoma spectabile (orangethroat darter)
Lineage: Eukaryota; Metazoa; Chordata; Actinopteri; Perciformes; Percidae
Gene: ksr2
Product: kinase suppressor of ras 2
Exons: 21
Coding region: 563-3445 (960 amino acids)
Biological process (GO): Ras protein signal transduction; protein phosphorylation; calcium-mediated signaling
Cellular component (GO): cytoplasm
Molecular function (GO): ATP binding; protein kinase activity
Source: RefSeq, a predicted model, not a curated record
ACCCUCACGGCGGUGCCUGGGCGAUGCGAUGCUGUUGCUGUGGGUUUGAUUGACAGGAAACAUGUCGGUGUGGUGGGAGCGAACCGGGAUGCAGCUGCUGCCAAGGGAGACAGGGAGUACCUGCAUCAAAUCCACACAUCAACACCUUUAAAACCACCAGGCUUCCCCCCCCCCACCCCCCCUUCAAUUCGUCUUCUGAUAAACAGCUUCUCUUUUUUGAAACAUCCAUUUAAAACGAAGGGGCGCCCAAUGGAUGCUGUGGCUAACCGCGUCGUCCCGCUCGGUAUCUUGACAUCGUGUUUGAUUUAGCCUACAACCAGAGACACCUUGAUGAAACAGCAGGAACUACGAGGACUGUUGUUGCAAUGGAGUCGACUCUCUCACGGCUCAAACCCCGUCUGUAAACCUACGAAAUCUCGUUUCAUGGCGUUUUGCAGGUUGCUCUGUUCCGUGGGCUUCUCCACAUUUCUUUUCUGAAUUCAUUUUUGUUGUUUUUAUUUUUAUUUCUUAAAUUUUUUUUUCAAAGUGCAAAGGGGAAAUAACGACCACUGCUCGCAAAACUAUGAACGAGGAGAUGACAAAAAGCGAGGAGCAGCAUGUUAGUUUGCAGAAAGCCUUGCAGCAGUGCGAGUUGGUGCAAAAUAUGAUUGACAUAAGCAUUUCUAGUUUGGAGGGUUUACGGACCAAAUGUGCCACAUCCAACGACUUGACACAAAAAGAGAUACGAACGCUGGAGGGGAAGUUGGUAAAGUACUUCAGCCGCCAGCUGUCCUGUAAGUGCAAAGUGGCCUUAGAGGAGCGCAGUGUCGAGCUGGAGGACUUCCCUCGCCUUGGCCACUGGUUCCGCAUCGUCAACCUGAGGAAGGAGGUCACAGAGGAGAUGAGCCCAGGUGAGGUAACCCUGGAGGGCCUGUUGGAGAUGAGCGAGGAGCAGGUGUGUGAGCUGCUGCAGAAGUUUGGUGCCAACGAAGAGGAGUGCGCUCGACUCAAUGCAUCCCUCUCCUGCCUCAGAAAGGCCCACCAGCUCGAACAACUUGAGGAGGAUACAUUGCACAGUAAUGGAGGGAGCCAGGAGAAGCAGGACUGGUCCAUCCAGUGGCCCACCUCUGAAUCGGGCAAAGAAAACACUCCGGUGUGCCAGCCAGAGGUCAGUCAGUGGAUCCGGUUUCAGCUCGCCCAAAGCCCCAAAGUCCAGUCCAAGUUCAACCAGCACAUGUGCCACAGCCCCCAGGCCCUGGCCCCCCCUUUAUAUGCUGAUCGACUGACCGUUGACAGCCCCGCCACCGGGUUCUUCCCUCCCUUGGACUAUGGUCAUCGCUCCCUGCCCCCUUCACCCCGCCAGAGGCAUUUUGGCCACACACCUCCUCGGACUCCCUUAGUGGUCAACACCAUGACGCCGCCUGGCACUCCCCCCAUGCGGCGUAGAAACAAAGUGAAGGCCCCGGGCACGCCACCUCCACCUAGCCGCAAGCUCAUCCAUCUGCUGCCAGGCUUCACCGCACUGCACCGCAGCAAGUCCCACGAGUUCCAGCUGGGGAACCGCUUGGAUGACACACAGACACCAAAAGCCAAGAAGAAGACCAAACCCUUGAACCUUAAGAUCCACAGCAGCGUGGGCAGCUGUGAGAAUCUACCCACGCAGCGCUCACCCCUCCACACCGAACGAUCUCUGCGAUCCUUCUUCUUCCCCUCCUUCAUCCCUUCCACACCGCCUGUUCAUGCUGAAACACCCUCUGCAAACACUCUCUCAGUGCCUCGCUGGUCCCCACAGAUUCCCCGAAGAGAUUUGGGAAACUCAAUAAAACACAGGUUUUCCACAAAGUAUUGGAUGUCCCAGACAUGCAUAGUAUGUGGAAAGGGAAUGUUGUUUGGACUGAAAUGUAAAAACUGCAAGCUGAAGUGCCACAACAAAUGCACCAAAGAAGCCCCACCUUGCCAUUUAUUGAUCAUACAGCGAGGCGGACGAGAAUCCCUCAAAGAUCACCAAGGAACAUCUCAAGUAGCUCGUCUGGUACGGACCGAAUCGGUGCCAUGUGACAUCAACAACCCGCUCAGGUACACAGACCUGCACAUCAGUCAGACUCUUCCCAAAACCAACAAAAUCAACAAGGAUCACAUCCCAGUCCCGUACCAACCAGACUCCAGCAGUAAUCCCUCAUCCACCACCUCUUCGACCCCAUCCUCCCCAGCUCCUCCUCUACCCAGCAGUGCCACUCCCCCAUCGCCGCUACAUCCCUCCCCACAGUCGGCGCGGCAACAGAAACAGUUCAACUUGACAGCCUCCAGUUAUUUCAAAUACAAACAACAGUUCAUCUUUCCUGAUGUUGCUCCAGAGGCUCCUCCAAGCAGAGCACCACAGGUCAUCCUGCACCCUGUCCUGUCUGAACCAGGGAAUGAGGGCAACCCUUUACUUCAAAUCGAAGUUGAACCUACAUCAGAUAACGAGGAGGGCAACGACGAGGACUCCGGUGACGAGUUUGAGGAGAUGAACCUGUCGCUCCUGUCGGCUCGCAACUUCCCUCGCAAGGCCAGCCAGACUAGCAUCUUCCUGCAGGAGUGGGACAUCCCGAUUGAGCAGCUGGAGAUUGGGGAGAUGAUUGGCAAGGGGCGCUUUGGCAAAGUUUUCCACGGACGCUGGCACGGUGAGGUGGCCAUCCGUUUGAUCGACAUUGAGCGCGACAACGAGGACCAACUCAAGGCCUUCAAACGCGAGGUGAUGGCCUACCGCAACACUCGCCACGAGAAUGUGGUGCUGUUCAUGGGGGCCUGCAUGAGCCCACCACACCUGGCAAUCAUCACCAGCUUGUGUAAAGGCAGGACUCUUUAUUCCGUGGUGCGGGAUGCCAAGGUUGUCCUGGAUGUUAACAAGACCAGGCAGAUCGCACAAGAGAUGGUCAAGGGGAUGGGCUACCUCCAUGCUAAGGGGAUCUUACACAAAGACAUGAAGUCCAAGAACGUGUUUUAUGACAACGGCAAAAUCGUCAUCACCGACUUUGGACUCUUCACCAUAUCUGGGGUUUUGCAGGCUGGCAGCCGGAGAGAAGACAAGCUGAGGAUCCCCAACGGCUGGCUGUGUCACCUGGCCCCAGAAAUAAUCCAGCAGCUCUCUCCAGACACAGAGGAGGACAAGCUUCCCUUCUCCAAACAGUCAGAUGUUUUUGCUUUUGGGACCAUCUGGUACGAGUUACACGCACGUGAGUGGCCUUACAAGAGUCAGCCAGCAGAGGUGAUCAUAUGGCAGAUUGGCAGCGGGAUGAAGCCCAACCUCGCCCAAACUGGCAUGGGGAAGGAGAUAUCAGACAUUCUGCUCCUUUGCUGGGCAUACAAGCAGGAAGAGCGACCCAGCUUCUCCAUGCUGGUAGAUUUACUGGAAAAGUUGCCAAAACGGAAUCGUCGCCUUUCCCACCCGGGGCACUUCUGGAAGUCAGCUGAGUAUGUCAAAUGAGUUAGGGACACAAAACAGCAAACAAUCAGCAACUAUUACAAAAACAACAGCCGCCAUAACUCUACACAAAUAACCCACCUCCUUAAAGAAUGCACUGAAUCCAAAAGCCAGCCCAGUGAUGAAAACUGCCCACGCUGUGUGUAUUUUCAUGGAAUGUUGGCAUGUGUGUGUACAGAUAUGUUCAGUUUCUCAAAGCAGUCGGGUCUCAUAUUUUCUUUGGUUUGAUUUAAACCAUACUGGAUAUUUUCCUUUGUUUUUUUUGUCUUUUACUAUUGACUUUCUCCCUUCAUAAUAUUUGAUUUAUUUUCUGGAUAUAUCUUGCUUGUAACUUUUGACUGAUCACAUCAUCCUGAACUUAAAAAAAACACGUUUGAGAACAAAUGUAGAUUUUUCUUUCCCAUAUCUUCUUUGGUUUUUGUUUUGAAUGAAUCUAACUGUUGUACAUUACACAUUGUAUAUUUCCAUAUCAUUGUCUUGCCAUUCCUUAUGUCUGUCAACUGUGUAGAGCAUUCUGUCAGUGUUACCUCAUGGUCUCUCAUGUGUGGAUGUCUGUACAGCUUUGUCUCUAAAGUUAUUUUAACUUAAAAUAAUGUCCUCUUAUUUACACCGUACCAUUUGAAUGUGAAUAAGCCAGCGUCCCUGUUUGUGUGGGGAUGUGUUUGCACGGUUCUUUGAUGAGAGAAUGUUCUCUGAUCAGCCUGUGCUUUGAAUAUUGCCUGUGAACAUAAGGAGACGUUUGAACAAUUACAGCCUUUGGGGGAGUAAAGCCGCUGGUCAGACCAGGACUCCCUCACUUGACGCUGUUCUGUGAAAUCGCUGACACUUGAAAUGUAUCUCAUCAGCUGUUGGAUAACUAAUUACCCUUCAGAAAUGCUAUCACUGAGCCCCCAUCCCCCAUUUCCCAGAAAUAAAUGUAAAUUAUUCUACUUCAAAUAGAUAAUGAUAGAUACAGACAAUACAUCUGUAGAUACAUAUACAAAUCUAAAGCAUGCUACUGUAUAGUCAGUACAGUAACAUUAAGUUAUUUUAAUUUAAUAGAUACAUGAACUGACGUUAGCUUUCUGAGCAGUGUAUGAAACUGUUUUAUAAAAUAGUUUGGAGACUUGGGUCAAAGACCUGUUUCUAAUCGGCCUGGGUCUGAGGACCCCAAUGAUUUGGAUCUGCGCAGGUAAAUGAUGGGAUUGUUAGACAUGUAAAGGGAGAGCACAUUACCUUUAAAAAAGGCAACACAAAAACUCUGGGAAAUUUAAGUUUGUGUUUCACUUGUUCAAAUUCGUUCGGAGUUGCUUAAAAGCAGUGUUGUAGUCACUUUGAAUCUACAUUGAUCCUGGAUAAGGUUACUGACUACGAUUUUUAAAAAGGUAAUUAGUAAUUGCGUAUGAAUACAUUUUUAAAGUAACCCUCCCAUCCCUGAGCAUACGCUAGAAAGAUGAAAACAUUUGCAGAUUUACUCUUCCAAAUCAAUCUCUUCCAGACAAUAAUACAUUACUUUAAUAAAACAUUGAGAAACAACUGUAUAAAAGUGUGUUCAGGCUGACUGCAAAGUGAAUUUAAGAGCCAGCUUGAAUGCGUUCAAAGCCAAUUGGAAGGAUUGAAGUGGAUUCAAACAGAGGCUGGAUUCACUCAAGGUGCUGAACAGUGACCCCUGAAGCUACAAGUGACAGUUAUGAGAUAAUGCUGAAGGCAAAACAACUACUACUACUACUCUCACUUUAACAUUUAGCUAAAAUGCUAAGCUACUGUGAAAGUGAAAGUAGUGCAUGAGGAUAAGUCAGCGAACUGGCUCAACAAUUUCAGUUACACAGCAUUAUUUAUCUCAAGUUUGCUAAAAUUUGCCCCCAUAAACUAAGUCAGACUGUGGCAGUGGUGCAUUUAAUUGCUUAUGAAUUCAACUUUUAACUUGUAAGAGGAAGAUUCUGGAAUUUAGGUACUUACAUCUCACUUAAGUCUCCGCGGAAAAGACUUGUCUACACACACACACACACACACACACACACACACACACACACACACACACACACACACACACACACACACCACACACCCACCACACACACACACACACUCACACAAACACACACACACAUACACACACACACACACCAAGUCUGUUUAUGUUCUAGCUAUAGCUGUAUACAAAUAAGUGAAGUUAAAAAUAAGCAUUGUGUUUUGUCUGAACACACAAAGACAGGGGAUGACAAUAUGUGAUUUCACGUCACAUAAAGGAGACUUUUUUGUGAUUCUUUAUUCUCUUGUUUAUAUCCACUAUUCAUGAUGCCAGAUUCACGUUGUGCUGAAUGAAUAACCUACGAAGCGCUGUAACUCUAUAUUUUUACACUUUAAACAGAUAUUAAUGACUUUCAUUAACCAGUACGAUUAAAAAAAGCAUUUUACUUAUUAAUUUAACAAAACAGACUUUCUUACCUCUGUAUUAACUAGGCUACUUUCGACUACAACACUGCUGAAAAAGUGACUGUGGUGGACAAAUUAAUCCUAAACUUGCCUUCUUGUUUUUUAAAUCUUGAAGAUUUUAUUAAACAAACCUAGAGAGUGUUUUUUUGGGGUUCUUAGAUUAUAAAGUUAAAGUAACAAGUAAGUAACUUAAAUGUGGCUGAACUUUCCCUUUAACAUAUCAUAAAAGACAUAUCAGGAUGCUAAAGACCACACCAGGCCAUUUUUCUACUUCAUAUCACAAUAUAUUUUAAAUGUAUGUUUCAGAGAUAUAGUAAAUCGGAAUCAUAUCAUCAUGAAUUGGAAGCUGUGACGUCAUUCAAGCUGUAUACUGCUUUUGAUUCUCUCUAGCCACGUGGAAUAGAUAGAGACAAUCCAAUCAUGUUAAAUAGCCAUUUUCCACCUAAUUAUAUACACAUCUGCCAGUGUUGGAAAAUGCAUACAAACAAUCUGCUGCUGUUUUUUGGAGUCUGUCUUUCUAUUUUGGAAUUGCUGGGAUUCAAAUAUUGUAAGUGGAUCAUAUAUAUAUUUGUACUGUUUACAACUUUCAAGUGCAUGAGAUGGACUAUUGAAGAUUGAUUCUUGUUAUGAAAAAGAAAUCCUUCUACACUACAUAUAAAAAAGUUAUGUGAGCAUUUUUCUGAUUAACUGUUGUCCAUUGAGCAGUUUGAUCUCAAUACAUAAUGAAGUUUUACGUCAGGCUUUGCAGAACUUUUCAACAGCUUUGUUUGAGAGAACGAUUGUUUAAGAAUAUUUAUAGAUUAUAUAAAUUAUUAGACUAGCAUUGAAAUAAAAAAAAAUAAAAAGAGUUGCGACCUGUGCACAUGCUAGAGUUGACAACAACUUGACUGGACAACAAUCAAAGAUCUAACAUUAGUGCCAAGUGUACAUAACAGAUUGUAGACUAUGUUUUAUCGUCACUUGCCGUAAUAUCAAUAUUCCUUGUGAACUUUUGGACUUAUUUAUUUUGAAUGUACAAAUUGUGUUGUGUUUUUUGUUGUUUCUGUUUUCUGUUCAUUUACAUUUUUUUCCUCCAUUUUCCUUCUAAUUGCAUACGCAUUGAUGCUGUGUUGUUUCUUUUCCUUGAUUCCGUCCUUGUAUAGUAGAUGAUAGCUCCGAAAAGCUUGUAUUUAAUGAUGCCUUAUGGUCCAUGGCUUAUUGAUGAGUAGAUUUUGAUCACAAGCUCUUUAAUUUGCACUCAUCCUUUACAAAGUGUAUGACAAUAAAAAGAUCUUUUCAUUUUG